Gryllus bimaculatus (two-spotted cricket) is the source of this 890-nucleotide messenger RNA. NCBI's taxonomy places the organism in Eukaryota, Metazoa, Arthropoda, Insecta, Orthoptera, Gryllidae. The record is from the annotation of a GenBank genome assembly.
AUGUCUGAUAUUAAUUCGUUACAGUAUCAUGUGUUUGCAGUUUCAGUUAGCGUGCCGGGGCUGGCCAUCCUGGUGUUGGUCGUGGCCGUGGUGCUGGCCACUCUGGGCCUGGUUACGUGCGUCGUGAGCCAUUACCGAGCUGGUGGCGGAGGUCUGGGGGGCCGCGCUCGCUCGUGGCACAGUGAGCAUCCACCCCCGGGCCCCGCCCCAACGGCACCCAUGCUGGCCCUGCAGCCUGGAAUGGAAAGGCUGAGCCACGAGAUGAGGGAUCGCCAGGUGCGCCUGCACUCCGUCAGUACUGACUUGGAGCUGGACCUGCCACCCAACAUCGCUCUGCCAGAUGGAGAAGAGAUCCCUUAUGGCAGUUCCACAAGGCUGCAGAUCCGUGAUCCUGAGCAGGAGAGCGAGAUCUACCAGAAGUGCAUCCGGCCGCCGCCCAACCGCACGGUGUUCGACGGCGAGUCGCCGCCGCCGUACCGCUCCAGCUCGGCCGGGCUGCUGGCGCUGGGCGCGGGGGCGGGCGCGGGCGCGGGGGCGAGCGACUGGUCCAGCGGCAGCGGCAGUAGCGGACCGCACGUGGUGCGCUGCCACAGCCUCUCCAGCAGCAGCAGCAGUAGCAGCAGCAGCGCCAGCAGCAGCAGCGGUUGGCGGCGGCGUCGGGGCGGCGGCUGCGGGCCCGUGGGGCGGCAAGUGGGCGCGGCUGCGCGGCCGGCGAUUUCGCCUUCUGCUCGCGGGAGGCGCGGCGGCGUUCGCAGACCACCGUGGGCCGUGGAGCGCCCUUGCGCCUCCGCGCCCUGCCCGCGCCGCGCCCGCCCCGGCGCCGCGCCCUCGCUCCGCCCCCGCGCCGACGCGCUUUCCGCCCCCUGCUGAUCGCCCGCCCCCGCCUCCGC